AUGCGUAUCGUAUUUGCAGUACUUUUACUAUGCAUUGCUUUUGCCGCUAGUUAUCCAUCGCAUCAAGAUGCUGACGAUGAAGUAGCAAACAGCGAACUUGAAUUAGAGCUUCGAUCAAUUUUAGAUCAACUUACUGAAGAACGCGAAAUAGAAUCGUCAGAUGAAGAUGACGACGAGGAAAAUGCCGUAUUCAGCAAACGACAAGGCGGUCAUAAUGUAGUUGAUAAACAAUCGAAAUGCGAAAUCCAAUGUAUUCAUUCUGAACGCCAUCCAUCGCGUGGCAAAGGUAAAAGUGUCAAGGACGCUGCUAAAGUUUGUAAAAACAGAUGCAAUCUUCCUGGUAAAAAAACUCCCGGACCUCGAAGUAAACCAAAACCUGUUAGACCGAUCAAGACACGUGCAUUCAUCGAUGAAGAUGACGACAGUGUCGGUAGCGAAGAUCAAGAUGUUAAACGCCGUGAAUUCUAUGAUUACCUCAUGGAACAAAUUCAACGAAAUGCUGAUGAAUAA
Adineta ricciae is the source of this 510-nucleotide messenger RNA. The record is from the annotation of a GenBank genome assembly. Lineage: Eukaryota; Metazoa; Rotifera; Eurotatoria; Adinetida; Adinetidae.